GCGAUUAUGCGAUACACAUCUCCUUAGCCACGUAGAAUUCAUUUAGAUUCGCGCAAAUAUUUUUCUGGAAAUAUCAUAUUCUUCUGUUUUUUUUUGUGACUGUGAUUUUUUAUUAAACUUAGCGACAAAGAAUGUCGGACCGUACGGAGGAGACCGAAACUCGAGCGGGACAUCCGCCAGCAACUAAGGUGGGAGGCAUGCGCAUCACACAGCGCUCGCGAUCUCCGGGAGCGGAAGGAGCGGCGGCGAGCAGCUCGGAGAACCCGCAGAUUCCGCCGCAGGACAAGGAGGGAGGCGACACGCAAGUGCACGGAGUGGGGGGACUGCAGUCCCAGCCGAAAGAUUUAUUGGUGAAAGGGACCAGCGGAAUUCCGGUCACAGCUAAGGACUUGGGCAUGCACUUGGAAGGUGUGCGCCACACUCACGACAAAGGUUUCGACAAGAAUCAACAGAACAGCACUAACUUCACGCCGCAGCAGCACGCGACGAUGACUCGCCACGGGCAGCACAUCAACGAGCCGCGCAGCCAUGGCACCAACCACUGAACAGUUAUCCCAGGCAAGCUUCCGGUGCGCCACAUCAACACGACCAGGCGUUACGUUUUUGCUGUUCAACUUGAUUCCGCAACGUUUUUUUACUUAUCUGAGUUUUAGCUAGCUAGCUGAGCAAGCUUUGCGUUUUACAACAGUUUUUGGAUACAUCCAGCUGUAUGUUUUUUCAGUUCGUUGUAAGGAAUAAACGAGAGGUCUAAAUCGUUUG
Molecule: messenger RNA, 759 nt
Organism: Paramacrobiotus metropolitanus
Lineage: Eukaryota; Metazoa; Tardigrada; Eutardigrada; Parachela; Macrobiotidae
Exons: 4
Coding region: 132-545 (137 amino acids)
Source: RefSeq, a predicted model, not a curated record